Messenger RNA from Penicillium diatomitis, 456 nucleotides. Its product is annotated as proteasome assembly chaperone 4 family protein. Lineage: Eukaryota; Fungi; Ascomycota; Eurotiomycetes; Eurotiales; Aspergillaceae. The record is from RefSeq and is a predicted model, not a curated record. The coding region runs from base 1 to 456 and encodes 151 amino acids. The transcript is spliced from 2 exons. Gene Ontology annotation, biological process: proteasome assembly.
AUGGCGACGGCUCAGUCCUCCAUGAUUCCUCAGCUGGAGUUGCUCGACCCCACUACGAAGCCCAAGGAGCUGUCUUUCCCGCUUCCUAGGGCUUUCCACACCACCGGCCAUGUGCAUCUGACUGUUAUGAAGGCUUGCACAAUGGUCCAUCUUGCUACAUCGACUCCAGGCGAAUCGUCUGGCUCAUUCAAGCCGAUGGGUAGCUUCGUCUACGCUAUGCCUGAUCGAACGUCACCCAACCAAACAUUAUCCACCACCCUUUACACAACGCCGUCCAGCAUCGAGUACACCACGAGAGUGGCCAAGAUUCUAGCGAGGAGAAUGCAGCGUCCUGUGUACGUUGGUUGCAGUAUUGAUCCCAAUGGGUUGGGACAGACAGUUGAGGAGGAAAUGGAGGGCCUCAAGUACAUUGUGGAUUUAAUCAUGGAGAAUUGCAAUGACGCCAAGCCAGAAUGA